ACCUUGUGAAGGGCUGCUCGGUACAUGGGCGCGCUGUGAAAUGGGGUUCCCAUCUAUGGCUUCCAUUUUAUUCUCCCUCUUUUCAUCCUGUCUGGUUCGUCCCAAGAGAUCUGAACAUGAGCCCCAGUCCCGGAUGGAGGCGGAGGCGGAUGACGAGAUCAACGACGAUCCUGUUGUCGGUCCAGAUGACUCAACGUGGUUGCUUCAUCAGCCCCAGCCAACGUACAUCGAGGUCGACCCCGUUGUAAAGACCGAGAUGGAGGCUCUACGGAGUAUCGUCCAGGAUGCAGAGAAUCAAAUGCUUAACAUCACAGAUAAUCAGCCCUUCCUGUUUGACAAACAACCAGCCUAUAAACAUAACACCCCUGGUUCUUGCUCCUCCCGUUCUUCCUCUGUUUGCCACAGCGAUACGUUCUAUUACGAAACCGGGAAUUACUCAUACCAUGAUCGAAUCGCCCCUCCCCCUACCCGACGGAACUCGAUCACUCAACAACCCUCCCAUUCCCAACACCUCCAACGCCAUCAUUACCACCACCAUCAUAACGGUUACAACUCUCCUUCACGUUCAAGUCUAGGCUACGACGACGAGGAUGAAGAUGACGAAGAUGAUGAAGACGAAGAUGGAUAUACCAGGGCUUUUCGUCGUAAACCCAAGCUCAAUGUGAAACUUAUCCCUGUUCCUAUCGGAGGCAUCAGAGCUGCUGCUGCGGCCGCCAACGCAAAAACAAAGAGGAGAAAAGAACGACAAGAGAAGAAUGAAUCUUCUUCUAGGGCUUUCGGUACAUCUGGAUACAGAGGAAGACCAAGGGAAACAGAACCGGAGAGGAGAAAGAAAAGUGAAGAUAGUUUAAUUCAAGUUAGGGAAUUGAAUGAUAAAGACCGAGAAGCGAUCAUUGAUUGGUCCGAUAGGAUAAGGAAACAUUUAGAGGAGUCGUACAAAUAUCCCGAACCUCAUCCAAUCCUUGUUCGGAAAUGGGGGUCAUAACGUUGGACCUCAAUGCCCCUCUCCCAGAGUCUUCCACAAACAUGACACCACCUUUGUCUCCUGUUUAUCAGGAGGAUGCUCAGUGGUGUGCCUUUUUCCCCUGAGUUCCGUCUUGCAGCCCAUCCUUGGCCGCGAUAUUACACUCUGCUCCUACAUUCCAACUUCACGUUUUGACAUUGGAUACCCACUCUGCACAAUCCGCCGUCCCGCACCCCGCACCAACCGUUCCGUCUUGUAUUAAUAAUUUUAUUUCGCACCGUUAUUGUUUAUCGAAUUGAAAAUCGUUAACUCGCU
This is a messenger RNA of Cantharellus anzutake, 1279 nucleotides long. RefSeq lists its product as uncharacterized. The transcript is spliced from 5 exons. The coding region runs from base 41 to 985 and encodes 314 amino acids. The record is from RefSeq and is a predicted model, not a curated record. Lineage: Eukaryota; Fungi; Basidiomycota; Agaricomycetes; Cantharellales; Hydnaceae.